Striga asiatica is the source of this 1113-nucleotide messenger RNA. The record is from the annotation of a GenBank genome assembly. NCBI's taxonomy places the organism in Eukaryota, Viridiplantae, Streptophyta, Magnoliopsida, Lamiales, Orobanchaceae.
UUUUAUUACACACUCAUUCAACCCAUAUCAGUCUUCCCAGCUAUUUUUUCUUGCACUAUAUAUAUAGAACCAAAUCAACACACACAUACACUUUUAUAGUGUGUUUUCUUUUUUCAAAAUUAAAAAAAAAAAGGGAAAAAUGGGAAGGGGUAGAGUUGAGCUAAAGAGAAUAGAAAACAAAAUCAACAGGCAAGUGACAUUUUCAAAGAGAAGAAAUGGGCUGCUGAAAAAAGCUUAUGAAUUAUCAGUACUUUGUGACGCUGAGGUUGCCCUAAUCAUCUUCUCUAGCAGGGGAAAGCUUUAUGAAUUUGGUAGCACUAGCACAACUCAAACCCUUGAACGCUACCAACGUUGUUCUUUCAAUCCUUUAGACAACAAUGCUGAAAGAGAAACUCAGAGUUGGUACCAAGAGGUCUCAAAAUUGAAGGCCAAAUAUGAAUCUCUUCAAAGGACUCAAAGGCACUUGCUUGGAGAAGAUCUUGGACCAUUGAGUCUUAAAGAGUUGCAGAAUCUUGAAAAACAAUUGGAAGGAGCUCUUGUUCAAGCUAGGCAAAGGAAGACUCAAAUUAUGAUGGAACAAAUGGAAGAGCUUCGUAGAAAGGAGCGCCAACUUGGAGACAUGAACAAGCAGCUCAAGCUCAGAGUUUCACUGGAAAUGUCAACGAUUGAAACUGAAGGGCAAAGCCUGAGGUCAACACUUCCUUCCCUGUGGAAUGGAGGCAAUUUUCCAAAUCAAGUCGAAAUCGAGCCGGAACCCAUUUUGCAAAUAGGGUAUCAACAGUAUAAUAACAUUGGAGAAGGUUCAUCUGCUGCUGCAAGAAACAUGGCUGUUGACCAAAGUAAUUUCUUUCAGGGGUGGACUCUUUGACCAGCACCUCUACAAUGUUUAAUCCAAAUUUCUAUAAAUAUUUGUUCACUCUUUUGGUGAUUUAUAUGGCUGUGUUUUUUAUUUUGUCUUUUUUUUUGGGGGGGAUGAUAUUUGGAAGUCUAGCUACUUGCAAUUAAGCUUUUUUUUUUUACUCAUCUGUUAAUUUGGAGAUAAAUGACAUUUGAUGGCUUUAUGUGAUAUGGUGAUGAGAAAUAUUGAUCAGCUAAUAUGGAUUAUUGAUUAUA